AUGUUGACUAAAGAUGUGGCUGAUAUGAAGCAUUUUAUGGCCUUGGUUGAUGAUGAUGAUGAUGAUGAUGAUGAUGAUAUGGUUAUUGAUGACAUCCCAUCAAGCUCACUAGGUGAUAAUCCUCCUCUAGAUCCACCUCCAUCAUCCAAUUUUCCUCCACCAUCUCAUCUUCCUCCUCGCACUCCUUCACCACCUCCUGGUUCUCCUCCCCAAUAUGAUGCUACUAAAAAGGGGGAGACUAAUCAAGAGAGACUUCAUCAACAAAUCCAAAUAUUAGUGAAUGAUUCCUUCAAACAUAACAUCAGGAGUUAUCGAUACAAGUUUAACAAUUUUUACCAAUGA
Lactuca saligna is the source of this 342-nucleotide messenger RNA. The record is from the annotation of a GenBank genome assembly. Lineage: Eukaryota; Viridiplantae; Streptophyta; Magnoliopsida; Asterales; Asteraceae.